UCCCAGCAUCAGUGGGAUGUCCCAAGCCUGUCUCCUCUUGGCCUUGCUCAUGCUCUGCAGCUGCAAGAAGGUCUCCUCUGCUAACUCUCUUGAGCUUGUGAAGGAGCAGUGGAGCAGCUACAAGAACCAGUGCCUUGACCACCUUAGUGCCACACCCCCUGCAACAGGGCUGGUGUGUAACAGGACCUUUGAUUUGUAUGCCUGCUGGCCUGAUGGACUUCCAGGAACCAGUGUCAAUGUGUCCUGCCCAUGGUUCCUGCCAUGGUACCAUAAAGUUCAGCACGGUCUGGUCUACAGAUUCUGCAACGAAGAUGGUAAAUGGGCACAAAAGAAUACCAGUGAAUGUGAGGACGACCCUGGUGAGCAGCAAUAUGGCCGCAUCCUCACUCAGUUACGGAUCAUGUACACAGUGGGUUACUCUCUCUCACUGGGGGCUCUGCUACUGGCACUGGGAAUUCUCAUCAUCUUCAGGAAGCUCCACUGUAUGAGAAACAACAUCCACAUGAACCUGUUUGCUUCCUUCAUCCUGAGAGCUGUGUCGAUCCUGGUUAAAGACGCCUUACUGACCCUCACACUGGAUCCCAGAAGCAGCAGUGACUCCCAUACACAAGCCUGGGUCAACAUACCGGCUGUGAUGUGGUGUCGUGGUGCCAUGGUGAUGAUGCAGUACAGCGUGAUGGCCAACAACUAUUGGCUUCUGGUGGAAGGGAUUUAUCUGCAUAGCCUUCUAGUCAUCACAGUAUUCAGCGAAAGGAAGUACUUCUACAUUUACUUGGCCAUUGGUUGGGGUGCACCACUCAUAUUUGUGUUGCCAUGGAUAACAGUGAAAUACCUGUAUGAGAAUGAAGAGUGCUGGGAAAGGAAUAUUAACAUGGGAUAUUGGUGGAUUAUCCGAUCUCCUAUACUUUUUGCUUAUCUGAUUAACUUCUUCAUAUUUAUCCGUAUUAUUAAAAUCCUGAUGUCUAAACUUAGAGCUCACCAGAUGAGAUACACUGACUACAAGUUCAGACUAGCAAAAUCUACUUUGACUCUCAUUCCCCUGCUUGGAAUUCAUGCCAUUCUCUUCACCUUUGUCAUUGAUGAAUCUGUUCCUAAAGGCUCUGUGCUGCGCCUCAUUCGCCUCUUCUGUGACCUCCUGUUCAACUCCUUCCAGGGCCUGUUGGUUGCCAUCCUGUACUGCUUUGUCAAUAAAGAGGUGCAGUCAGAGAUGCUGAAAAAGUGGAAGAGGUGGAAACUGGGUAAGGACAUUGAUGAGGGGUACCGCCACACCCACAGCCAGACGCCGCACGUUAAAAGUGGCAGUAUUGCCACUGGCAAUGUGCCCAACACCAGCGACCCAAGUGGUGAUUCGACUCAUCUCAACAUAGCCAACAGCGGCCCGUCUUGCUCCACUGCACCUGAGGAAAACCGCCAACUAGUCGUCUCCUUCAGCAAUGGUACAGGGAAAUGCAGACCUGCCAAAAGCAGACACACCCUGCAGUUCACUUUCCAAUCACACAGAGGCGUCACCAGCAGCGCUGCAACAGAGGAUGUGUGUCUGGAAGAGCGCGUAACGUACCGCACAUAUACUCUAGAAGGAGAGGAAACUAAUGUCUGA
Molecule: messenger RNA, 1597 nt
Organism: Archocentrus centrarchus (flier cichlid)
Lineage: Eukaryota; Metazoa; Chordata; Actinopteri; Cichliformes; Cichlidae
Gene: gcgrb
Product: glucagon receptor b
Exons: 13
Coding region: 17-1597 (526 amino acids)
Biological process (GO): cell surface receptor signaling pathway; adenylate cyclase-activating G protein-coupled receptor signaling pathway
Cellular component (GO): plasma membrane
Molecular function (GO): glucagon receptor activity; peptide hormone binding; gastric inhibitory peptide receptor activity
Source: RefSeq, a predicted model, not a curated record